GGGGGGGGAUGAUCACUGAGUCCGUUGCCUGUUGUGGAUGUGGGAAAGACGUGGCAGCAGCAGCAGCAGCAGCAGCAGCAGCGGCAGCAGCGGCUGAGGUUGAGGCAGAUCUGAGGUCUCCUGUGUAGAAGUAGUCGGCGUCAGGACGUUAUGCCCUGCGAGCAGUGAGGGGUAGCGUGUGAGAGCCAGGAGCAGCUGCUGUGACUGCAUCUGCGCUGCCUGCAUGUCUCAGACAGGCAGGGGAUGCAGCAAAGCUCUGCCCUGAGCACACAGGCUGCUAGCUGUACCCAGCAAGGAGAAGAACCAGGUGGGCUGGGGUUGGAUUGGGGGGGCGUCUGCCUCAGGAAGGAGCUAGCUGUGGUCCUGCAGUCAGAGUCUCAGAGGCUCACCUGCCGUCUGUUGGAUCUGAACCUGGAUUUACUGCUUUGAGAGAUGAGAGGCACGUUCUCCUCAGCAGCCCGGAGAAGAGUGUGAAUGCUGGGCAGCGCAGGAAGCACUGGCACCACCAAGGACAACAAGGUUUUUCUCACUGGUAGACAGCUUACCUGGAGCUUUAUCGAGGAACCUAUUCUUGGAUUUUAUUAUGAAUUGAGGAGUUUGGUAUCACUGUGGAAAUCCUAAGCCAACGUUUCUUCCUUUUUUUGAAGUAGGAUCUUACAAUAUGUCUACCUGAGCGUACUCCCUGUGGGUCUGGAGUAAGGAAGAGAAGUAUUUUAAUCAAAUGUGUAUUCCUUGAUCAGAAAUAACACAAGUACCUCAACAGUACAUUAGAAUGCUGCUGCCUUCAUUGUAUGAGCCGUGUCCUAGCUCUCAAAGAGGUUGACCAAUGAAGCCAUGGGACUCAGCCAGAGCUUUACAAAUGGGGCCUGUGGUAAAGCCCUGGACCAGCCGGUCGGAGAGUGGCUGGAGCACGUGGGGCUGCCGCAGUACGAGAGCAAGUUCCUGCUCAAUGGCUUCGACGACCUACGAUUCAUGGGAAGUAACGUGAUGGAGGACCAGGAUCUCAGAGACAUGGGGAUCACCGACCCAGGACACAGAAAGAAAAUCCUUCAUGCGGCACGCAGCUUGCCCAAGGUAAAAGCACUGGGCUGUGAUGGCAGCACAUCUCUUGCCUCGUGGCUAGAUGGUCUGGGUCUGCAUGAAUAUCUGCCCAACUUUCUCUCAAGUGGCUACCGCACACUGGAGUGUGUGAAGAACCUGUGGGAGCUGGAGAUUGUCAAUGUUAUUAAGGUUGGUCCCCUGGGCCACAGAAAGAGGAUCAUUGCUUCUUUAGCAGAGAGACCGUAUGAAGAGGCUCCUUCUAAGUCCCGUCGUUUGUCUCCAAUCUUGUUUCAUGACCUCCUGUCCCAGACCACAUCCCCCCUCAGUCAGAUGGACCCCUACACCAGUCGCUCCAUGGACAUGCUCCUGCCCUUGACUGAGACGGACCGAAGGCGGAGAGGAGUCGACCAAGACUGUAGUGUUUCUCUGCGCUCAUACUGCGAGAGGCCGCGCUCUGUAGACAGACAGAGUGAACGACAUAAAGACUCUCGUUUAAACCUCCGGCCGCCGAGCCAGUCUGCUACCUACGCCACCGUAUCCGCCUGGCAUCACCAGCCUGAGAAACUCAUCCUGGAAUCCUGCGGAUACGAGGCAACUUACCUAGGAUCAAUGAUAAUCAGGGAUCUUCGAGGUAUUGAAUCCACACAAGAUGCCUGUGCCAAAAUUAGGAAAUCAAAGGAUUCCAGAAAGGGUCCAGUAGUCAUACUAUCCAUUACCUAUAGAGGGGUCAAGUUCAUUGAUGCAGCCACAAAGACCAUAGUUGCGGAGCACGAGAUCAGGAACAUCUCAUGUGCCGCUCAGGACCCAGAUGACCUCUGCACUUUUGCUUAUAUUACCAAGGAUCUGAAGAGUGGCCACCACUUCUGCCAUGUCUUCAGCACUGUGGAAGUGACACAGACCUACGAGAUCAUCCUCACACUGGGGCAGGCAUUUGAAGUGGCCUAUCAGAUGGCAAUGCAGACCAGGGCGAGACAAUAUGUCCCACCUACGUCUCUGAGCCCAGAGGUCAUAGAAACCAAAACCAGCCGUCCUGUUUCUCAGUCCUGGAAUAGUAUGCGGAGAUCAGCAGUCCUCCUGCUUCCCAGGGUGCCCCUCUGCUCGAAUGCCGCUGCUGUCACUGUCACACGUGUACUACCCACCGUCCUUCCUUCCUCCCGUUGCACUCUGUUAGCCCUGGAGUCCAGAUUGACCCCCUGGAGAUGGACCCAGACAUGCAGUCCCUGGGCAGCACCACCUGGCUCUUGGACCACCGGGACUCCAACAGGCGCCCCGUCAGCACCAAGUACGAGACCACCAUAUUCUGAGGCGGGAUCCCCACAGCCGCCCCUCUGCACCCCCUCGUACUUCCCUCUCUCCCCCCUGCAUCCGGUUCUUGAUUUAUCUCACACACACACAGACACUCAAACAUAAACAUGCGAGCCCCGUGCCUUUUCACUGUGAUGGUAUAGCAUCCCUCAGGGCUGCCCACUCCUGCAACCUCCUUUGCCCUGCCCAGCGACCCACACAAACCUCUCUACCCGUCAUGACAAACACUCCUGCGGCCCCCCCCAUUCCUCCCCACCACCCCCGGCAGCCUCCCUCGCCUGUUGCUGCUACAGCCCAUGCCGGAGCCCUGGACCGGAUGAUCCUGGACCGAUGUCAUUUUACAGUGGCCCUGCUCUCUCAACCAAACUGCCUCUUCCUCCUCAUCCUCCUCCUCCUGACAACUUGCAUCUGCCUCCAAAUCCCAGAUAGAUCCCAGAGGUUGCAUCUUUAUUAUUCUUUUCUCUUUCAGGCCUUUAAAAAACAUUGAUUCUCCACAGGCAAAACGAGCAUGCUCAUUUUUAUUUUGCUCUCUAUGUAGACUUCGGAUUGGCUUUAAGUCACAACAAAUUUAUAUUUCAGGAAGGUUGAGGUUGCACUUUCAAGAAUACUGAAUAGUUGCACAGUUUCAUAUAAUAUCAAAGGUAUUACAGUUUGUUUAACUGUUAAAAGAAAAGUUUAAAAAAAUGUACGCUUAAUGAUCGUCUUGAUCAGAAUAUAUCUAUAUCACCCUCUCUUCUGAACUGUUAGAUUGAUUAUUUUAUUUGUCUUGGGACCAUGUAAAAAAAAAGUUCAUCCCGACAAAUUUGAGAACUAUACAAGCUAUAAAGCUACGAUCUAAUCUCCAUUACAAGAAGCUAUUGCCAGCUGCCAGCUAAUUUAGCUUAGCUUAAAGACUGCAAAUAAGCGAGGAACAGCUAGCCUGGCUGUGAAAAAAAGCAACAAAACAUAAGAACCAGCAUUUAAAUGACACAAACACUAAAUCUUGUAACCCCUGUGUGUACAAAAAUGACAAAUUGGUGCUUUGAGAAGUGCUACGUGCUGAACUAGUUCCUUUUCUUGAGUGAGAUUGCAACCCCCUUAUAGCUCCCAUAAAUCCCUCCUAUGUUAUUCUUCUUUCAGAUUAUUGAGUAUUUUAUUCAAGGAAAAUGAUCUUUAUUUAGAAAUCCAAACUGGUUUGACGUAAUUACUGGGAGUCUGCAAGAAAUAGUCCAGCACGUUUCCCCCCCGUUACACAACAUUUUCACUUUUUACAAUUUAUUUUCUGCAAGGAUCAAACCAUGCAGAAUCAGCAUGUGAAUCAGUGAGCAGCACGACUGUCGCCUGGUUGAUUUUUCUACCGUGACAUCGUGCAAAUCGAGCUGCUUCCCCGUUGUCAGUCUUUCUUUUAGGCUCAGUUUGCCGGCUCCUGGCGGGAGCUUCAAUUAUUAGAUACAGGCAUGUGAGGGAUAUUAACAGUAGUCCAGUGAAUCUUUAACUUUUCUUUUAACAGACACUUCAGAUACUAAGUCUUUAAAACAGAAGAAUGAUUAUUAUUUUUUUUCAAUAUCAUUUCUUUCUUUUUUUAAUUUAAUGAAUUAUUUGAUUGUUUGGUUGUUUUGCCUCAAGACAGUUAUAUAUUUAUUUUUUUCUUUCUCCAUCUUUAGCCUGUCCUGUCUUACCAGGCAUCUACCACUGUGAGGCACUAUGAGGAGGCUGCUUUGCUAGCAUGGGAUGCAAGACGGACAAUUAAUCAAUGAAAGAUAAAAAAAACAGCAACAUGCAGCAAAACAACCUGUUUUUUUUUCUACUCAUUUGUACAGUAGUCAUAUUACAACCCGAUGGAUCGAUCAUGAAUCCAUCACUGAUGUCUGAACUCAUAUGGACCAAGAACUGAACCCGUGUACACACACAGGAGGACAACUUUACCACACUUUACCGAGGACGACAGCCUUACUUUAUUUCGGGUUAUCUAUAAUCAACUUAAGCCCCAAAUCUUCCUGAAUAUCACACCCACCACAACCCAACAACUGCACGCCAACCCCUUGCUUCUAGAAAAAAAAAAAAAAAAAGACGACACUGCUGAUUUCCUGGUGUUUUUCAAUGACUGUGACUUGCUGCGUUGGGACGGUGAUCUAAUGAUGGUACAGUUCUGUCCAGAUGAGAGCCUUUGCCCUGGCCUUGUACUGCCCGUUCUGCAGUCUCUCAGCAUUCAUGGUAGCAAUGAGAGACUGCAGAUAAUCACAGCAUCUUCUUGUCAAUUAAAAAAAAAAAAAAAAGAAAUCACUGUGUUAAAACAUGGCACUAUCCCUUUUAAUAUCUUUUCUUCUUUUCUUUUCUUACCGUGGAAACGGUGCGUUUUGUGAUGCUUCUUGAUAGACCAGGUCUGACUGAGAUACUUUGGGGGGCGGGGAAGAGUGAAUAAAAGGGGAUCGUAAAGUAUCCGGAUAUUGAGGCAAAACAAGAAACAAAAAAAGAUGAUACAACCCCAAAAGACAUAGAUAACACAAGCGUAUUGAGUGAACCACAUUUCACAAGUUUGUAAUCCAAACAAAAAACAUCCUCUAGUCUGCACGAUUUCAUUUGACUCGACGACUGUAUUAAUGAGCCUCAAGCACAAUUUGGCGCAUGUUUCCCAACAUAGCAUCUUAUUAUCAUGAUUACAUGGGUAGGUAUCCAUGCUGUUUCACACCAAUUUAAAAAUUCGGUUCAGUUCAUGCAAAAGUAUGUCACUUGAGGACAAACGGCAGUGAAAAGGUUUUAACCACAUUAAGCCACCACAUUAAAAAGGAGCCAAAUCCAAGUGCUGCUCUGGUGUCUUGUUAAUGAGAAUAGAUUUGUUAUGCCGAGAACACCUUUUUUUCUCCCCCCCCCCCUUUAAAAAAUAUAAUUCCUCACUGCACUGUGACUCAAAAAUGCUCGUUGUGGAGUCGACACGAAUCUGUGGGUUCUCCCCCGUGUGCACUACCUGCUGUGCGUGCUGUAUGCCUUGUUCCUUGUCUGUCCUCAUGGGAGUUUGGACUGUUAACAUCACUGUCCGCUGUCCUUGUUUUUUCAUGUGUGCUGCAGGAGAAGGGAGGCAUUGAGCUCCUGUGUGGCUGCAGACUGACUGUUAAAAAGAUGUAGCUGGUCUGUGUGUGGUACCGUGGCUGUGUCUUUGCCACCUUGUUCUGACUGUUAACUGUUAGCUUCCACUGAUGAUGCAUGAUGGCAGUGUUUCUUUGUGUUUUGUACCCUUUGAUGCACUCGGCCUGAGCAGUCUUUGUAUGUACCGUAGCAGUGUCUCGUCUCUCUUCACUCAUCUGCCAUUUGCUUUUUAUGUUCCCUCACCAAAAAAAUACAGCGUUUCAUCCUCAUCCCUUCCAUGUCUCCAUUUGCCUUUCAUUCCUCCAACAUUUUGUCACGUAUGUUCUUCCAUUUUGUGUGUCACCAAGACAACCUGCUCUAGUAUGGAUGCAUAAUGUAAAAGCAUUACACUUUAAUGAGCAGCAGCUAUUUAAAGCAAGUUUUGGUGGCAUGAUAUGGCUGUGCAUGUACCGGUCUUUUUUAACAUUGGUGUUUUCCUUGUGUAGCUCACCCCAGCGUUCAAGUUUCCGGAUACCAAGCUGUGAGUUGAAGGGGAGCAGCCGAUGCGAGUGUGUUUAGCGUGUGUUCAGUUAGCGGGCAGAGCAGUGGAAAAGAGAAUAAAAGGGAGAGGAAAAUGAGAGGUAAGCCUUAUGCAACAUGCAGGGCCAAAACCAGCGCUACUAUGACAUUUUAGAUCUCACUCUGUAUAUCCCCUUUGCUCCUCCACUGCCCCCUGAUACGACUCCCAACACACAGACAAACGGUAAACCUGUUGUCCCACAUCACUGGCUAAGCAGGACCUGUGUAUCACUCCUGUCUUUAGAGAGGUCAGUGGGAAAGGCUCAGUCUAUUUCCUGGCCUCUUAAGUUCUUAAGAACUUUCUGAUCUUGUCAUGUAGGUACUGUAAUGUUUAGAGCACUGUAGACCAUUUAUGAUAUAGACCAUUACUGAGCAUUUCUAUUGAUUCAGGUCUAUUGGAGAUAGAAACUGGGAAUUAUUAAGGGAAAUGAAAUGUUGAGGGGAAAAAAAAAAAAGAAACUGUACCAGCAUACAAUGCUCUGCCCAUGUUUGUGGACAGAGUGUGGUUUGUCAAAGAAAAUGUGAUACUGUUUCAAAUUUCAAAGCAAUAUUAUAUUAAUGAAAUUAAAUAAUACAAUGACAAAAGAA
This is a messenger RNA of Labrus mixtus (cuckoo wrasse), 6555 nucleotides long. RefSeq names its product ankyrin repeat and sterile alpha motif domain containing 1Ab (gene anks1ab). The record is from RefSeq and is a predicted model, not a curated record. Lineage: Eukaryota; Metazoa; Chordata; Actinopteri; Labriformes; Labridae. Bases 835 to 2451 code for a protein of 538 amino acids. Gene Ontology annotation, cellular component: cytosol. Gene Ontology annotation, molecular function: protein binding. The transcript is spliced from 13 exons.